This is a messenger RNA of Punica granatum (pomegranate), 1216 nucleotides long. The record is from RefSeq and is a predicted model, not a curated record. Lineage: Eukaryota; Viridiplantae; Streptophyta; Magnoliopsida; Myrtales; Lythraceae.
UAUCUGUACACUUCACUAUCCAUCCGUCCAUAUAUCUCCUCUCUUUCUGAUCUCAUCCCAUUCCAACCUUAUAAACAUAUCCCUUCCCUUGUGCCUGUGCAUCUGUCAUAUCCAAGAUCGUUCUGUCAGUUAUCGGCAUCGGUGAAUCAGUCAUCAGGAGCUGAAGAUCGGCCCGGCCAGUCCCAUCUUAUAUCUCAAAAAUUCGACUUCGUGUGAGCUCGGGAUCGGGGACUAGAGCAUAUAUUGUGCAAUCAUCACUCUCAGCCAAUGGCAGACCGAGUCCACCCGCACGACUCGCCGUCGUACGACUCCGGCCCCCAGUCUCCCACCAAAAUUCGCCACCCUCCCGCCGACAAGCCCGUCUCCCCUCCCUCCGGCACCUACGUCAUCCAGAUCCCCAAGGACCAGAUCUACCGAGUCCCCCCGCCGGAGAACGCCACCCGCGUCAAGCAUUACUCCUCCAGCCGGAAGCCCCGCCGGAGCUGCUGCCGCCGCCGCUGCUGCUGCCUCCUUUUCCUCAUCCUCGCCGCCGUCAUCCUCGCCGGCAUCGCCGCUGCCGUCUUCUACUUCGUCGUGAAGCCCGAGGCCCCGGACUACUCCGUCACCGGGAUCUCGAUCAGCGGCCUCAACCUCACCUCCUCGUCGGCCGUCUCCCCGGCCGUCGACGUCACCGUGAGGGCGGCGAACGGGAACGACAAGAUCGGGAUCUACUACCGGGAAGGCAGCUCCGUGGACUUAUACUACUCGGACAUCAAGCUCUGCGACGGCGCCCUGCCGGCGUUUUACCAGCCGACGAACAACGUGACGGUGUUCAAGACGGCGUUAAGGGGUAGCGGCAUUGUGCUGACAAGCCAAGCGCACCAGGCGCUGGUCACGGCGCAGACCCAGGGGAAGGUGCCGUUGAAGGUGGACAUCAGGGCGCCGUUGAAGUUCAAGGUCGGCGCCGUUAAGACGUGGGAGAUCACGGUCAAGGUGACGUGCGACGUAACGGUCGACAAGCUGACGUCAACGGCGAGGAUCGAGUCCACGGACUGUGGUUACGGCGUAGACAUAUUUUCAUGAGGGACAGUAUUUCCCAUAAUUAUUCAUUAAAUUGAAUUAAACAUUUUUUUAAAAUUUUGUAGAUACAGUGAUUGGGUAGUGAUUGUGUAUACAUUGAGGACGAUUAUUGUACUUGUCCACUGAUUCUACUAGUCACCAUCCCCUUUUUUACUCC